AUGACUAAAGCUAAAGCUGAAGUGGUUCUGUUGGUGCUAGUCCUCACGAGUCGUGGAGAUUCUGAUCAACUCCAUUGCAUAGAAACUGAGAGACAAGCUCUUCUGAGCUUGAAGCAAGGCUUCAUUGAUGAUGGUAAUCGUCUAUCCUCGUGCACAAGUACUAAACGAGAUUGUUGCGCGUGGAAAGGUAUCAGGUGUGAUAACUUAACUCAUCAUAUUAUCAGUCUUGAUCUUCAUUCUAACAGCAGUGUUCCAAUGUUAUUGGGUGGUGAAAUUGGUCCUUCUUUGGCUGAAUUACAAUAUUUGAAGUACUUGGAUCUUAGUUACAACAAUUUUACUAAUAAAUUCAGUACAACACUUUCUGAUAGUUUAGAACAUUUGGAUUUGAGUAGAAACCAAUUCAAAGGACCGUUUCCAAAUUUGUCAAAUUUUUCGUAUCUUAGAGUGUUGGACGUUUCUUCAAACUCUUUCACUGGGUUGGUCACCGAAGUUCACUUUGAAAAACUUUCCAAAUUGAAAACUCUUUAUUUAUCCGAUAACCCCUUAACAUUAAAGAUCAAUUCUACUUGGAUUCCACCAUUUCAACUACAUAAUCUAUCGUUGAGUUCUUGCAAUUUAGGUCCACAGUUUCCUACUUGGUUCAAAACUCAAGUAAAUAUCUCAUUUCUUGACAUUUCCAACUCUAGAAUUGAAGAUAGCAUUCCUAAUUGGUUUAGCAUUCAAUCUACAAAAUUGAAUUUUCUAAAUCCAUCUUCAAACAAGCUCCAUGGCUCUAUCCCUUAUUAUCUAUCAAAUGUGAAGAUAUUGGAUCUCUCUUAUAAUAGGUUUAAUAAUUUAACCACUCUUCUUUGUGAACCAGUAAAUGGGACAACAAAACUUCUUGAUAUUUCAAAUAAUAUGUUAUAUGGAACCCUUUCUGAUUGUCAUUGGAACUUGAAGAGUUUGAUUGUUCUAAAAUUAGAUAAAAAUAAUUUGUCCGGAGUAAUUCCAAGAUCAAUUGGUUCGUCAUAUGGGAUUCAAUAUUUGUUUUUGGGACACAAUAACUUCUCUGGAAAUCUUCCUUCAUCCUUGAAGAAUUGUACACAACUUCGGGUUCUUGAUGUCAAAGCUAAUAGGCUAAAAGGAAAUAUACCAGCUUGGCUUGGGGAAAGACUCACAAAUUUGAUUUUUCUUCGACUAAAAUCAAAUAAUUUCUAUGGAGUUAUACCAUCGAGUAUGUGUCAUCUUCAAUUUGUUCAAAUAUUUGACCUUUCCAAUAAUAAUAUAUCUGGAUUUAUUCCUUCGUGCAUAGAAAAUUUCACUUCUAUGGUAGAUAAAAGGUUUCAAAAAAUGAGUAACAUAUCUACACAAGUUCCCUUAGAUGAUGGUCGUCAACAAGUACUAUUGUAUGAAAUUGUUGCAAUGAUCAUGUGGAAAGGAGUUUUACGUCAGUACAGUAGGACUCUUGGGUUAUUAAGAUUGAUUGAUCUUUCACGCAACAAUUUGACCGGAGAAAUACCUAAAGAGUUAUUCAAUCUUGUUGAAUUGGUUCAACUUAACCUUUCAAGGAAUAAUUUGAACGGUAGUAUCCCUAUUGAGAUUGGGAACCUGAAAAAGAUAGACUCUCUAGAUUUAUCCAAUAACAAGUUUUCAGGUGUCAUUCCAACUAGCUUGGCAAGUAUAUCUUCUUUGUCUUUUUUGAAUUUGUCAAGUAACAAAUUGUCCGGAAGAAUCCCAACUGGCACCCAACUACAAAGUUUCAAUGCUUCGACAUAUAUUGAUAAUGAUGGAUUGUAUGGACUUCCAUUGACCAAUUCAUGUCUCGGAGAUGAGUCGCCAAGUGGUUCUCAAGAUCACUCGAGUGGUGCUGAAGGUUUUACUGAAGAUAAUGAAGAAUGGCUUGACAUGUCAUGGCUUUUUAUGGGAUUUGGAGUGGGAUUUGUGGUUGGAUUUGUUGGACUUUGUUGUAUUUUUUUGCUUUUUACUUCAUCGAGAUUUACCAAUUUCAUGGGUGUAUCUAGAGAUUAG
Molecule: messenger RNA, 2007 nt
Organism: Humulus lupulus (European hop)
Lineage: Eukaryota; Viridiplantae; Streptophyta; Magnoliopsida; Rosales; Cannabaceae
Product: receptor-like protein EIX1
Exons: 1
Coding region: 1-2007 (668 amino acids)
Molecular function (GO): protein binding
Source: RefSeq, a predicted model, not a curated record